Molecule: messenger RNA, 3283 nt
Organism: Mauremys mutica (yellowpond turtle)
Lineage: Eukaryota; Metazoa; Chordata; Testudines; Geoemydidae
Exons: 11
Coding region: 1127-2128 (333 amino acids)
Source: RefSeq, a predicted model, not a curated record
AAUGCUCACAAUUUAAACUCUACUGCCUGCCUCUCCCCCUGUUAAAAACCCUGCAUGUUUUUGAAAUGUCCUCUCCUGAUUGCCUAUCUUGGUGAGCUCACCUAGCAGGUUACCUUUUUUUGUGUGCAUCUCACUGCCCGACGAACUGUGCUGGUUUCACACUGAGAGAGAAGUACCAGACAUGACCCUCUCUGGAGCAGGAAAGAAGUAUUGGAUCUCCUUGGCUUGUGGGAAGAAGAGGCUGUGCAAGCUAUGGAACAGCUGUAGAAAUGUGGACAUCUACGAAUAGAUUGUAUGGGGGAUGCUGACAAAGGGGCAUGACAGGGAUCAGCAUCCAUGUGUAAAAGUGAAGGAACUUCAACAGAGAUACCACAAGGCCAAGAAGGGCAAGAAGAAAUCCUGGUGUUGCCCUGUAGAUCUGCCACUUUUGCAAUGAACUACAUGCCAUACUUGGUGGUGGUCUCACUAGCACCCCACAGACCACUUUGGCUACCUGGGAGGAGCCUGAGACGGGGAUGUCUGCCAUGAACAGCGAGGAAGAAGAUAGGGAAGACUGGACGGGGGACUUCAACCAUGCCGCGAGCCAAGACCCAUUUGAAGCUCAGCAGGAGUCUAGUGAGUCAUGCCAGCAGCUUCUGGCGUGGUGGCUUUGGAAGGUAUCCCUUCCAUGGCCACAGAAUGCCUGACUAUGAGGAGGAAGAGAAGGAAGAAGACUAGGGAACACAUGUUCUGCAAGAUCCUGUGAGCCAGUGCUGCACUGAACCGUGAACGAAGGGCUUGAAUGGUUGGAAGGCACUUACCCAAGCACCCUGCAGGCAGCCACCUCUCCAUGAGUCCAGGAUGUCAAGAUAAUUCACUGCUAAAAAGGGAUGAACAAAACCAUGAACUUCAUACUCCUCCCCUGAAUAGGAACUUCUCAGGAUAUAACCAAAAGAAACUUCAGGAGGAAAAUACUAAAUUAAAGCAUGAACUAGGAGACUUAAGAAGUCAAUAUGAACAGCUUAUAGAAGAAGGGAAGAGUGAAUAUUUUGAUGAAAGACGUGUCAGUCUUUUGAAGGCACAAGUAAUGUAGCUGGAGAGGCAGGUGGUCCUACUUACUGAAGGAUUAAGUUCUCGAGCAGUCCUUAUGCUGGAGUUAAAGAAUUCUUUAGAGUCUCUGACUGAGAAACUCAGGUCUUUACUUGACUUUGAAAACCAUUUCUCUGAAGUACUAGUUGCCCAAGCUGAACUUAUACAAAUGAUUGAAUUAUGUCAGGCCCUGAGAAAUAGACUGCAAAGAAAUCAUCAAGCAACUGGUAUGGAUAAUCUUGCAUUAUCGUGGAUGAUAUCAGGAAGAAACCUAGAAAAACAACCUCUGACCCUUCCCAUAGACCUUUGCUAUGGGAAGACAGAAAACUUAAACCUACGAUAUCCGAUACAUGCUCUGCAGGCUGAACUCAAUUUCCAUAGAAGCAUAUACAACCUCCAAGUUAAGUACACUGAAGCUGUUUUUGAGGGGAUAAAGCAAGCCUACCACACUUUUCAAGAGAAUGUUGUGUCAGUUCUGUGUUCACCGCUACAAGAUGUUCUUUCUUCUUACAUAAACCUUAAAGCGGAAGCUUCAGAGGUUGCUUUAAGGGACUUUCUCACUGCUUUUAAAAACAAUGCUGAACAGAUCCAAAAUACAGUUGACACUUUGACUCCAUCAAAGAAUCAGCAUCACGAAGGUGAUGAGGCCCUGUCAAGGUUUGGAAAAGAAUUCUUCCUCUCUUUGGAGCAUUCACUCAAAGACUGUGGGGAACAACGGGAUAAAGCAGCCAGUGAAAUGGAAACCUUACAAACUGAACUGGCUUUGGCCUUUGAAAACCUUCAGAGCUUAAGAAAGGAACGAAAAGAGAAGAAAGCAGAAUCCAUUCCUCAUUUUACAAAGUCUGAAGGGGGGAGAGUGCAGGAGGAGGAGCUGCAAGCGGCUUGGAUAAGAUUUCAAAAGAUAACCCAGUGCCAGAUUCAACACCCCUGCCUCCUCCACACAGUGAGAGUCUUUUGCCCAAACAUGUGUCUGCGGUGGCAGCUCAUCAGCCAAGCUGCAGCAGCAGAGUUCUACGGGGUUAGCCCUUCACCAGAAGGGGAAGAGCUCCCACAGGAGUAAGAGCGUGAAGCCCACUGCAAGGCCACCUUGGCAAGAUCAACCAUCACUUUAAUAUCUUUUUCUUCAAAAAUGGUCUGAGCUAGUUUGUAAUAUUAUGUGUUAUGAUGAACUCCAGGGGCAAGGGGCAAUCCUGCAAGGUGUUGGGAAAAGAAUUAAGUCAAGAGGACUGAGGGCACUCAACACCUUGUAAAUGGUGUUGGAAACCUCAUAGGGGGCCCGAUCAAAGCUCAUUAAAGUCAGUGACAAGAAUUCCCAUCCAUGGGCUUUGGAUCAGGUCCUUAGUAUUCAUGCUAGAAUGCAUGAAAACAGAAGGACAGAAAUAGAGGGCUGGUGUUAAACUAGAACGAAUAGCUUUUGAAGAGGUAAUAUUUGCACUCAGCACAUGGACUGUACUAAUGUUAUGCUGGAUGUAUGUGCUGUUUCAUCACAGAUGUGUUUUUACACCUUAUGAAGAUUAUAGAAUGACUAAAAAAAUAAAUCGCUGGCACCAGGCUUGGUUUUGUUUCAUUACCAAAAACACGUAGUGGGCUUGACAGACCACAACCAUAUGACAAAUGUUUAUAAAUUUGUUUUUACUUGACAUGGCAUCUGUGUUGAAAGAAAAUCUCUCUAGAUUCCCAUGCUCAUGUGAAUGAUAAAACUCUUGAAUGCCCCAAAUUACUACAUAUGCAAGGGGAAAAGGACUGCGUUCACAAUGUUUACUGAUAACAAAUGGUUUUGGAGAGCCUUACUUUACUGAGAACAACAAUGUAAAUAAGUCAGAAUUGAGUGUGUAAUGUUUCCUGUUUUUAAAAUUUGAUAUUAUUAUAUUUGUAUUCUAAAUCACUUUUUUGUUAAUUCUAAAGAAUAUAAAGUUUUAUUUUCUGGUGAGUGAAAAAUUGAAGUUGCAGACAUAGAAUUUUUGUUGUAUUUCUAUUACUGUUCUUCCUUCCUUUUUCAUAGUACUAGUACGAUCGGAAGGUCCAUUGGAGCAUUUAACUUUCCAAAGAGCCUGGAUGUUGGGAUGGUGCAGACAGGAAUGCAAUAACUGAAAUAUUUGCUUGUGUCAUUUUUCUCUGUUCUACCAAAAGCAAGUGUUCUGCAAUGAUUACACCAACCACUUCAAGAGAGCUGCUGUGAAUUCACAAGUGUGAUUAAUUCGCUGGCUGUAAUAGA